CUAUGUGAAUUUUUUUCUUUAGGAAUCCGGGGAUGAAGAUGAUAAAACAAAAAUUAUAAAGCUGCUGCCAAAGAAAUCUCAAACUGUAACUCAAGCUCAUAUGUGUAACUACUGUAACUAUACAAGUCCUAAAAGAUACCUGCUGUCUCGACACAUGAAGUCACACUCAGAAGAAAGGCCACACAAGUGCAGCGUGUGUGAGAGAGGGUUCAAGACGUUAGCAUCUCUGCAGAAUCAUGUCAACACUCACACAGGAACCAAACCUCACAGGUGUAAAUACUGUGACAGUGCCUUCACAACAUCUGGUGAGCUGGUACGCCAUGUGAGAUACAAGCACACCCAUGAGAAGCCCCACAAGUGUACGAUCUGUGAGUACGCCAGUGUUGAGCUGAGUAAGAUGAGGAACCAUAUGCGCUGCCACACAGGAGAGCGACCGUACCAGUGUCCGCACUGCACCUACGCAAGCCCGGACACGUUCAAGCUCAAACGUCAUCUUAGGAUACACACAGGAGAAAAACCGUAUGAGUGCGAUAUCUGUCACGCCAGGUUCACACAGUCUAACAGUCUCAAGGCCCACAAACUUAUACACAGUGCCGGCGACAAGCCCGUGUUCCACUGCGAACUGUGUCCGGCCACAUGCGGCCGCAAGACUGACCUCAGGAUACACGUGCAGAAGCUGCACACCUCUGACAAGCCGCUCAAGUGUAGACAAUGCGGCAAACAGUUCCCCGACAGAUACACGUACAAGGUUCACAACAAAUCACACGAAGGGGAGAAGUGCUGGAGAUGUGAGCUGUGCCCUUACGCCUCGGUCUCCCAGAGACACCUAGAGUCUCACAUGCUCAUCCACACGGACCAGAAGCCCUAUCAUUGCGACAAGUGUGAUCAGUCUUUCCGGCAGAAACAGCUACUUAAGAGGCAUCAAAACCUAUACCACAACCCUAACUACAUACCACCGGCACCAAGAGAGAAGACUCACGAGUGUCCAGAAUGCCAGAGGGCGUUUAGGCACAAAGGCAACCUGAUCCGGCAUAUGUCCGUGCAUGAUCCAGAGUCAGCAGCCCAUGAGAAGGCUAUUGCCCUGAAAAUUGGACGACAGAAAAAGGUCCAGAUCAUUGAUGGUCAGCAGGUGGAAGUGAUGCCAGGGGAGGACGAGGAUGAAGAAGAUGAAGAUGUGGAUGGGUCGAUGAUGGCUAUGCAGGGAUCGGACGGGCAACAGUAUGUUGUUCUGGAAGUUAUCCAACUACAGGAUGGAGAGGGCCAGGUGGCGUUGAUGGCAGGGCAAGGGAUAGAGCAAGCGGUAGCAGCCCUACAGAGUGGUGCAGGUGGUACACAGGUGGUGGUCAGGAACCAACUUAUGAACCAGCACAUCACACCAGACGACCAAUUGGAGGAAGAGGAAGAGGUGUUGCUCAGCUCUCAGCCCAAGGCUGUUCCACAGCAGAAUGACAUGCAGAACUGUUUUGGGUUUGAUGAGGAUGAUGAUGAGGAACCUGAAGUAAAAUCUAAACCUGACAUUCACAUUCUGCAAAGUGCCAUGCGUUAAAGUUUUGUUUUUGUUUCAGGAUUUCUGUUGAAUUGGAAGUUCUGACUCUGUGAUUCCCCCUAGCAAUAAGAUUGAUGAAUUAUUUUAACUACCAGAACAUCCUUGCAUGUCCUUUAUUUUACAAUCUUUAAGGUCAUUUUGCAUAUUGUUACUGUUCUUAAUAUUUUUUUAAAAUUUUUUCUUAAUAAAUUUUUUUAUUUAUUUGUAUGAAAUUGUUUUAUUGUAAAACUUAUAUGAUAGUAAUUUUUCCUAAGUUGUUUGUUAAUUUUGACAAUCAAAUUUUUUAGAUUCAUUUUUCAUAAUAUGACGCCAGUUAUUUUUACUUUGUUUUGUAUGCUGUUAUGAUUAGUGUAUUUUUAUAUACUAGUCAAUUUUAAGCUAGUGCAUUACUGUACAACUCAGUCUGAAUGGCAUUUUCUUAUUUAUUUAAUAGUUAUUUAUUCAGACAUGACAUUCUUUGAUUAUUUAAUUGUUUACCGAAGUAUGUUGAUAUUUAUUUAUUUUGUAGUGCAAAUUUAAGCCUACAAUUUGUUUUGUUAUGAAAAGUAGUAUUGAGAUUGAUCACUUUGAUGUACAGUAAGUUACAUGUACAUAAUGUCUAUAGUGUGUUGUCCUAGUUUAAAAAUAGUUUUGUAACAUAUCGAAUUUAUGUUGUUUAUAUUAAAAUAAUAAUGUAUUUUUAUGAGAUUUAGAGCAUAAUUGGAAUUUGUGAUUUCGUAUUGUGCAUAAUAAGUGAAAACAAAAUUAUGUUUAUAAUAUAAAGAACCAAUGUUUCUGUCCUCUGGACAGGGACGCUGCAUUAUAAUGAAUCUUGUGUAUCACAAGCUAUGAACUGUGUACAUUCUUGUUGUAAUUGUCAUUUUACUUGUAGAUAAUGUACAAAACCUUAGUUAUGAUUGAUUGUACUGGAAGUAAUUAAAGUACAAUUUUAACUUGUCUUUAA
Homalodisca vitripennis (glassy-winged sharpshooter) is the source of this 2489-nucleotide messenger RNA. RefSeq names its product transcriptional repressor CTCF (gene CTCF). The transcript is spliced from 9 exons. The record is from RefSeq and is a predicted model, not a curated record. The coding region runs from base 101 to 1546 and encodes 481 amino acids. Gene Ontology annotation, molecular function: RNA polymerase II cis-regulatory region sequence-specific DNA binding; DNA-binding transcription factor activity. NCBI's taxonomy places the organism in Eukaryota, Metazoa, Arthropoda, Insecta, Hemiptera, Cicadellidae. Gene Ontology annotation, biological process: regulation of transcription by RNA polymerase II.